AUGGAUUACAUGAUUCAAAAUGGUGAAACCAAAUGGUUGAUAACACUGAGACAAAAGAGUUUCCAAGCCGGAAAGUCAACAACACUGACAAAGUUCUACAGAAUCAAGGUGAAGAGGGAAAUCAGGAAGGCAAAAAAACAGUUUUACAAAGUCAACACCGAGAACCAGAAAAACCACAACCCCAAGUCCUGGCACCGGAACAUCAAAGUCAUGUGCAACAUAAAACAGUCAUCCAAGCACAUCCCCGUGCCGGGUGUUGACCAAAAUAACUUCACUGCCAUAGCUGACGCGAUCAACUCAAAACUCGCCAGUGUAUCCCAAUCCCUUCCACCUUUGGACACAUGCUCACUUCCAGCCUUUCUACCGGCACAUCCAGUACCAACCAUCCAGGUUUGGGACGUGUAUUCCAAACUCAAGUCCACGAACUGUAGCAAGAGCCCUGGCCCAGACGGUGUCCCUUCGCGCAUUCUCAAGGAAUUUGCGUGCGAGAUCAGCGGACCUAUCUGCGACCUGAUGAACGCAUCCUUUAGAGAAGGAGUCGUCCCACGGCAGUGGAAGGAGGCCUAUGUGGUACCACUUCCAAAAUCCACACCUCCCGACAUUAACGAACUCAGACCGAUCUGA
Branchiostoma floridae (Florida lancelet) is the source of this 624-nucleotide messenger RNA. RefSeq lists its product as uncharacterized. Bases 1 to 624 code for a protein of 207 amino acids. Lineage: Eukaryota; Metazoa; Chordata; Leptocardii; Amphioxiformes; Branchiostomatidae. The record is from RefSeq and is a predicted model, not a curated record. The transcript has 2 exons.